Molecule: messenger RNA, 1083 nt
Organism: Peronospora matthiolae
Lineage: Eukaryota; Oomycota; Peronosporomycetes; Peronosporales; Peronosporaceae
Source: the annotation of a GenBank genome assembly
AUGGACAAAAAACUGCCGCUACCCAAGCUGCUGCUGCCUACAGACACGCCUCUCGUUUCUGGCCUAAGUACCGCCUGUGCAGUAGUCGCCGGUAUUGUAGCCAUCGUAGGUAUCUCAACUCUUCAUAAACGCGCUAGGGGUCGUGCCGAGUUCCACGUGAAAAGUCGAUCGAAUGUCCACGUCGGACUUCUUCGCAUGCACGUGCCCCAGAAUUUCUGCGAUUUGGUGAAAAACGACGUUUUGCUUGAAAAAGCGGUCGAUUUGGUCGCACAGACACUCGUGAUUUUUGUAUCCGGACGAGACAAGCACGAGGUGCUUAAUUACAUCAGCGAACUCUAUGGCAUGGCGUGGGACGUUGCGUGUACACUGGACAAACCGCUUCUGGAUAUGCGGAUCGUUGGUGCUGGAGUGUCGUCGGACAGCAAGACGUGGGAAGACCUGGUGCUGCUGCCGGAGCUGAACGCCGUGUUUGGCGAAGACGCUUCGGUGAAUGUGCAGCACCUGAAUGCCCAACGCUUUGAGCACGAUGGUCUCUUUGCAGUCACGUACUACCCUUUGGCGAUGCAUGUUGACAGGAGGUUGGCUGCUGACGUGAAUUACUUUGAGAACGAGCACGCCGACUUGACACCUCAUGACCUCGUCAUCCUCGGAGGCACGUUCGACCACUUGCACAAUGGGCAUAAGAAACUACUGUCACUUGCGGUUGGUCUCUGUGCCAACCGCAUGAUUGUGGGCGUUACAGCAGACAAGAUGCUGAGAAAGAAGGUGCAUGCAGAGCUGCUGGAACCACUAGAGAAGAGAAAGUGUGCUGUCCGCGCCUACAUUGCGUUUCUCAACCCAACUAUCGUGGCAGAUAUUGUGACGAUCAAUGAUCCAUUUGGUCCAGCUAUUGUUGUACCAGAGGCUGCAGCCAUGGUCGUGUCAACGGAAACGCUGUCGGGUGCUGCCAAAAUCAACAGCAUUCGCGUCAGUCGUGGAUUGCCAAAGCUCCACAUAUUUGCAUGUCGUCGCACGGAGAGCAGUACCCUCAGCUCGAGCUGUAUCCGCGCGAAGAUUGCAGCAUCUCGAAGUCAUUUACGCUAG